Messenger RNA from Raphanus sativus (radish), 3417 nucleotides. RefSeq lists its product as uncharacterized. The transcript has 2 exons. The record is from RefSeq and is a predicted model, not a curated record. The coding region runs from base 6 to 2108 and encodes 700 amino acids. Gene Ontology annotation, molecular function: zinc ion binding. Lineage: Eukaryota; Viridiplantae; Streptophyta; Magnoliopsida; Brassicales; Brassicaceae.
CAACAAUGGAGCCAUGGUCUGAUGUGAAUGUAGAGUGGAAUGAUGUACCUGCUUUCGAUCCGGGGACACCUGAUUCUCCUGAUAUUGACUCUGAUGGUGAAGAUAGAAGAGAGCGCAACGACUACAACAUUGAGAAGGAUGCCAUGAACUUUGUUGAUGAGCCUCCAGUGAAGCAUAACCUGUAUCCAGAGACAGAAUCAGAUGAAGAGGCAGACGUGGAAGAGAAUCAGAGAAAAGAGGUUCAGAGAACUAUCUACAGGCGCGAUCAGUUUAGAAGAGGCAGUGGGGAGUUGUUUGUUGGGCAGGUGUUCAUCAAUGGAAUUGCGUUUAAGGAAGCAGUGCUCGAUUAUGCUCUGAAAACGGGAAGGAACAUCAAGCAGAAUCGAUAUGACAGCACAAAGAUCGGAUUUGUAUGUGAAGGCAAAGGUUGCUCGUGGCGCGUCUACGCCUCAGUUGCAGCAAAGUAUCCCAACAAAUGGCAGGUGAAAAUCAUGAAGAAGGAUCAUACUUGUGUUCCUACAGGUACUUGUGAGAUGCUUAAAGUUCCACAAAUAGCUCGCUUGUUUGUUGACAAGAUCAGAGAAGAACCAGAAUAUUUCAUGCCCAUGAAGAUGGAGGAGCUUGUUAUGGAGAAAUGGAAGAUCAAUGUUAGUAGGCCGCAAUGCCAACAUGCUAGGAACAAGGCGGUCAGAUGGAUUGCAAGAGAGUAUGAUGAGCAGUUUGGGCGGUUGAGGGAUUACUGCGCUGAGAUAAGAAGCUCGAAUCAAAAUUCUUCUGUGGAGCUUGACUGUGUGAAGAAUGAUGCUGGCAUUGACGUUUUCAACAGAUUUUAUGUCUGUUUUGAUGCUCUGAGGAGAAGCUGGAAAGAAACAUGCAGGCCACUAAUUGGAGUAGAUGGAUGUUUCUUGAAGUCUAGGAUGAAAGGGCAGCUGCUAGUGGCUUUGGGUCGCGAUGCCGAUAACUCUAUUUACCCUAUCGCAUGGGCUGUGGUAGGAGUAGAGAAUACAGACAACUGGUUGUGGUUUGUGAAAAAGAUCAAGGUUGAUCUAGGACUAGAAGAAGGAGAUGGUUAUGUUAUGGUUUCAGAUCGUCAGAAGGGAUUGAUUGCUGCUGUGAAGAGAGCACUGCCGGGAAUUGAGCAUAGGAUGUGUGUUAGACACAUCUAUGGUAACUUGAAGAAGAACCAUGGAAAGAAACCAGAUAUGAAGCUAAAGCUUUGGAACCUUGCUUGGAGCUACAAUGAGGCUGAUUACAGAGCAAACCUCUUAGACAUUCAGAUGUACGAUGCAGCUGUUUAUGACGACGUGAUGAAGGCAAAGCCAGAGAAGUGGUGCAGGGCGUUUCACAAGCUUGGACCUUAUUGUGAAGACGUGGAGAACAAUUCAACCGAGUCAUUCAACAACUCCAUAGGUAAAGCCCGAGACAAACCCUUUGUACCUAUGUUGGAGACAAUAGCUCGCUUGGCAAUGGUUCGUAUAGCGAAAAGGGAUGUCAUCUGCAGCAGUUACGAAGGGAUUUGCACACCGUAUGUCGUUGAGAUGCUCGAGAAGUUGCACCAGAAAGCUUCAGAAUCGACGAUUAGACCUUCCACCAACCAGACAUAUGAAUGUACUACUAGCUAUGGCUGUGCACAUAGGGUUAACUUGGAGAGUAGAACUUGUAGUUGCAGGAGAUGGGAGAUUACAGGGAUCCCUUGUGAGCACGCCUAUGGAGUUAUGUUGAAGAAAGGUCUAGAGGCUCAAGACUAUGUGGUUCACUGGUUUAAGACACCUACGUGGAGGCGUACGUAUGCUGAAGGGAUUGUACCAUUGCGUGGAGCAAAGUUCUGGCCCGUAGGAGAAGAACCAUCUAUAAUUGAACCUGUGAUCCCAGAUCAACCAGGCCGUAAGAAGGUGACUAAAGCAGAUAAAAAGAGGAAGAGAGGAGUCAAUGAAUCACCAUCGAAGAAAAAAGACAAGACCUUGAAGCGGAUCAUGCACUGUGGGCAAUGUGGUGCUGCUAAUCAUAACAUCAGGUUCCAUAAGAACAAGACUUUUGUGAGUGGUGAAUCUUCUCAGCCUGAAGCCUCCCAAGGUGUUUGCACUCAAGGCUCUCAGUCUAGGAAGUGAAUAUGCAAAGAAGAGAAGAGAGAUUUGAAGAAGUGGUCUGUUUUUGUGGUGUUUUAAGUGUUUUUUCUCGGUUUUAGGUGUUUUUUUGAGGGUCUAGGACCUUGUUUCUCGGCUUUAGAUUCCUUUUGCACGUUUCAUGACCUUGUUUCUCGGGUAUAUGAACUAGUUUAAUGGAUUUAGACUCUAUUUUAGUGUGUUCAAGAUAUGUUGCUGGGUCAAUGUAUGAUAUUUUAAUGGCUUUAGUCAUGCUUUUGAAUGCUUUUGAAAGGAUUUAGAAUUCUUGAUUCUCACAAUUUAACAGCAUAAUCAUCUUAAAAUAACAUCCUUCUUUCAUCAUUUUAAACAACAGACACAACAUAAAUCAUCAUCUUAGACAACAGACACAACAGAAACAAACUAGACACUUAAACAUACCACCAUUAGACAUAACAAAUCGAGAAAAAUUAUAGUAUCUUAGCCAACACAACCAUCCCCACACAUCCUAAAACAACAAGCACCAGCGCCUUCUUCACCUCACUUUUGACUUCAUUCACAACAUCUUCCAUUCUUGCAGAAAUCUCGGUCUCUAACUUCAAUCCAAACUCUUCAAACUUUGUCUUCUCUUCUUGGGCAUCCCUUUCUUCUUCCACACGACCAGUCAACAUGCCCUGUUCAAGUCUCCCUAUCCUAAACGACAAUGCUUCAACCUCAUCCAACAAAGCCUCAUCAACCCAUUUGUAACUGUGAUUAUCAUUACUCAGCUACAAACACAGAAAAAUUGAUUCACCCACACAUUUUGAACAAUCACAUUUUGAACAAUCACAUUUGUAACUGUAAUUAGAAACAAACUAACCCUUUUCUCUGCCGCAAAAGCACAACGAAAGUAUCUUCUGCAAGGAUUUGGCUUCGAAUUUGACAUCAAGGGGAUAACUAAUUCUCCACACCAACAUCUCUUCGGAACACCAACAACACGACCUCUUGCUCGACCCGUAGAGACUCCACUCGAAUUUCCCGAUUCAUGACUCAUACUUUUUGGGUCUGGGCAAAUAGAAUCUCUCUCUGAAUUUUUAGGUUUUAGGGUUCUAAAGACAUGAACUCGAUUUUGGGGGUUUUAAAGGGGUUUCGGGUCGGGUUUAAAUCGUUUCUUACUCGGAUCUUUAUCUGGGUCGAAGUGUACCAAUACGAACCGGUUUACUAUCGGUUCAUGUAAUAAACCAUUAAAACCAACUUAAAUCUUGGUUGAGGGGGAAACGGGUUUCGAUCUUUUCUCGUAUGUGGAAAUGCGUUGUUAUAGUUGGUAUGUGUGCAAUUGGGACGAGGCUUAAACUUU